Pieris brassicae (large cabbage white) is the source of this 3009-nucleotide messenger RNA. RefSeq names its product glucose-6-phosphate exchanger SLC37A2 (gene MFS16). The coding region runs from base 1455 to 2975 and encodes 506 amino acids. Gene Ontology annotation, molecular function: transmembrane transporter activity. The transcript is spliced from 14 exons. Gene Ontology annotation, biological process: transmembrane transport. Gene Ontology annotation, cellular component: membrane. NCBI's taxonomy places the organism in Eukaryota, Metazoa, Arthropoda, Insecta, Lepidoptera, Pieridae. The record is from RefSeq and is a predicted model, not a curated record.
AAAGUGUUUUCUUUCAAUGUUAACUAAGCUGCUAAGAACAUCAGCUUUAACAUCAGUAAACGCUUGUUUGACUUAUUUAUUUAUAACGUUUAAUUCGGAAAUUCUGGUAUCGAAUCCUGUGUGUUUCAUCUGUAAAAAUAAAUACUGAUGAUGUAUUAUGAUGCCAUAUUUGGUGGUUACAUCUCUAUAUUAUCAAUUGUUUUGUUUAAUAUCUUAAAGAUAUGCAAAACACACAAUCACAAUUAUUUAUUGCAAGGCCAACGCGCUUAUCAUCUCCUUAUCGGAAAAUUGCAUAUAACAUAACUUAAGGUGGCUGGAUCGCUAUCGCCAAAAUAGCCUUUAACCCUUGUUUCAAGUUUUCCUGGUCCAUUUAAAUUGGAUGCUCUUUGAUUAUAAGACAAGGCGUUUGUCAAUUUUUCGAUGAAAAUACAAGCAAUUUUUCAUAGAGAUUUCAAUGAAAAUAGAUACCAAUGCCAGUACAUUGAAAAGGAAAAUAAUUACGUUUGUCAUAAAAAAUUGUUAUUUCAUAACAACACAAUGCUAAUAAUUAUAAUAAACUAAUAUUAAGCCGAUGUGAAUAUUAAAAUAAUUGAAUUCAUGCACAACAACCAAGUCCUAACGAGUUUGUGAUUUGAUUAUCAUAAAUAUAUAACAUUUUAAUAUAUAAUAUCAAAACUGGACAUAUUCCAGUGGCGUAACUAUACGAACGGGGGCCCGUGGUAAUUUCUUUUGAUGGAGCCCUAUCAGAAAAAUUCGUUACGUUGUACUCAGUUUAAUUUUAAUAAACUUCGAAAUUUUCAGCGUACACAAUUACACGUUGUAUAUGUCCCACUAAUACCACAAAAAAAAACUCCUCUCUUACGCGAGAAGGAAUGGUCUGUAGACGCCACGCUAGCCCAAUGCGUGUUGCAUUCAUCCAUAGAUCAUAAUAUCUCAAUGCAUUCAUCAUCUAUUCGCUAGCUUUUCGGCAAAGGAAACCUGAGGAAAUCGGCAUACAUUUACAAUGAAAUUAAAAAAUGAGCCCGCGGCCUCUUGGGUAGGGGGCCCGUUGUAUUUUGCCAGCUCUGCCACUCUAUUGCUACGCCACUGACAUAAUCCUCAGUAAAUCAUAAAUAAUUUAACAAUUGUAAAAAAAAUAGCUGGAGGGACGGCGUUGACAAAAUUAAAGCUAUUAAAAACAUGGAUUACAAUGAAAACACUUUUAAAUGUGUGUUUGAAUAAACAUAACACAUGUGACAUCCGAUCUCAAUGAGUCACGGUCAUGCAUUUUAUCACUAGGAACAAAGUGUGAUCUAAUGAAACACUAUACUCCGCGAAAGUGUAUAUAGUUUACGUGCACAAACGCAAUGUUGCAAGUUAACAUCAUGAAGAAAAUAUUAAUAUAAAAAUAUCAUUCUAACGCUGUGUUGAGAAACAAUGCUUACCGACUCUGCUACAGCGUGAGGUUCAGAAGGAUGAUCAGUGAUGGAAAGUACCAAGCGAGCGUACUAAUUCUCACCUACUUUACAUACAUGACAUAUCACCUAACGCGAAAACCGAUAUCAGUGGUAAAGAGCAUCCUUCAUCAGAACUGCAGUGCGCUACCACCCCGGCCGGGUUUGACUGCCGCUGAUGACCAGUGGUGUAAUUGGGCGCCAUUCAAUACGGAUGACGCAAAUACGCUGCUUGGCGCUCUUGACUCUGCUUUCUUAUUCAGCUAUGCCGGGGCUAUGUUUAUAUCCGGUAUGAUCGCCGAAAGAGUGGAUUUGAGGUAUUUCCUCUCAUUUGGGAUGCUGUUUUCAGCAAUUUUGUGUUACCUCUUCGGCCUCGCGAAAACAUUUAAUAUACAUGACAUAUCAUAUUAUAUCAUUGUACAGGCAGGUGCAGGCAUAGCUCAAACUACUGGGUGGCCCGGCACGGUGGCCAUAGUUGGUAAAUGGUUCGGAAAUAGUAAAAAGGGACUCAUUUUCGGAAUUUGGAACUCGCAUACGUCUUUGGGAAAUAUUUUGGGCACAGUAAUGGCGGCCGAGUAUGUGGAGAGUGAUUGGGCGUUGUCGUUCGUCUACCCGGCGUUAGUUAUGGGAAUAGUAGGCUUUAUAGUGUUUUUGUUUCUCGCUGCCGAGCCCAGGUGCGUUGGUCUCACUGUGGAAAGACCAAUGCCGAGCAGACAGGCCCGAAGAUCUGUUGAUGAAGAAGAGCCGUCACAGGUCAUUGUUGGUGAUCAGACAGCCAGCCUUCGACCAAACCGACAUUCUGCUAACUCACCCCCGUAUCAAGAUGAGGAGCCCUCAGAAUCGAGCGCACUCCUCGGUCGCUCUCGAUCGCACACUGGCGCCGUCUCUCUCUCGCGCGCGAUGUUGAUACCCGGAGUGAUAGAAUUUUCUCUAUCCUUGUUCUUCGCAAAGCUAGUCAGCUACACCUUUCUCUAUUGGCUGCCGCUUUACAUAAAAUCUUCCACAUCCCUAACUCCACGCCAAUCUGGUGAAGUUAGUACAGCUUUUGACGUUGGCGGCGUAUUGGGCGCCAUUGUGGCCGGACUUUUAUCGGACGUAGUCGGAUGUCCGGGUAUAGUCUGCACCGUUUUCUACUUCCUAUGCGCUCCAACGCUUCUCUUCUACCAGUGGUGGGGUGCCACGUCUUAUUAUUUGAACAUUGGCUUACUUGUAAUAGCUGGUGUAUUAGUCAACGGACCGUAUGCUUUGAUAACUACGGCGGUUAGUGCGGAGCUAGGAACACACAGCAGUUUGUCGGGUGAUUCACAGGCACUAGCCACUGUCACUGCCAUCAUUGAUGGUACAGGCAGUAUUGGAGCAGCUGUUGGACCUUUAUUAGCAGGAGUUGUGUCAAGUGCUGGAAGUUGGUCACAUGUCUUUUAUAUGCUGAUUAUAUGCGACUAUAUGGCUCUAGUCUUCCUAAUACGAAUAGUGAAAUCAGAAGUACAAAAAAUACGUCAGAACAGGAGGCUGGCAUCGCCGCGACUCGUGCGCAUCGAGUAGCAGUAUUAUAUUUAUAAUAAACAUAUUGACUAAC